Messenger RNA from Ochotona princeps (American pika), 1239 nucleotides. RefSeq names its product zinc finger protein 420-like. The coding region runs from base 1 to 1239 and encodes 412 amino acids. Gene Ontology annotation, biological process: regulation of transcription by RNA polymerase II. The record is from RefSeq and is a predicted model, not a curated record. Gene Ontology annotation, molecular function: RNA polymerase II cis-regulatory region sequence-specific DNA binding; DNA-binding transcription factor activity, RNA polymerase II-specific. Lineage: Eukaryota; Metazoa; Chordata; Mammalia; Lagomorpha; Ochotonidae. The transcript has a single exon.
AUGUGCCAGAAGUCAGAAGUCAUUAGAGAUCAGAUCCUUAAAAGUGCAGAGAAUCCAUAUGAAUGCAAUGAGCGUGAAAAAGCCUUUAACCAACAAUUAUCUCUCACUAGGCAUCAGAGCAUCGACACAAGUAAAAAACCUUAUGAAUGUAGUGAGUGUGGAAAAGCAUUUUCUCAUAACUCAAACCUAAUGAUGCAUCAGAGAAUCCACACAAGGAAAAAGCCUUUUGAAUGUAGUGAAUGUGGAAAAGCUUUCACUCGUAAGCCACACCUUAGUGCACAUCAGAGAAUCCACACAGGCGAAAAACCUUAUAAAUGUAGUGCAUGUGAUAAAGUUUUUACCAACCAGUCAGGUUUUCUUCAACAUCAGAGAAUCCACACCAGGACAAAACCUUAUGAAUGUAGGGAAUGUGGAAAAGCUUUUCAUCAGAAAUCAAACCUAAACAGGCAUCAAAGGCUCCACACAGAGGAAAAACCUUAUACAUGUAGUAAGUGUGGAAAAGCUUUUUCUUGUAAGUCAAACUUUACAGCACAUCAGAGAAUCCACACUAAGGAAAAACCUUAUGAAUGUAAUGAGUGUGGAAAAGGCUUUUCUUAUAAAGCACACCUCAUUCGACAUCACAGAAUCCACACAGGGGAAAAAACACAUGCAUGUAGUGAGUGUGGAAAGGCUUUUACCAGCCAGUCAGGUUUCCUUCGACAUCAGAUAAUCCACACUGGGGAAAAACCUUAUCAAUGUAGUGAGUGUGGAAAAGCUUUUUCCCAUAACUCAAACUUAAUCAUGCAUCAGAAAAUUCACACCGGGGCAAAACCUUAUGAAUGUAGGGAGUGUGGAAAAGCUUUUCUUCGAAAGUCAAGCCUAAUCAUACAUCAGAGAAUCCACACUGGAGAAAAACCUUAUACAUGUAGUGAAUGUGGAAAGGCUUUUACUCAGAAAUCACACCUAAAAAUACAUCAGAGGGUCCACACAGGGGAGAAACCUUAUGAAUGUAGUGUGUGUCUAAAAGCCUUUGCUCAUCAGAACAUUUUCAUUCAACAUCACAGAAUCCACACAGGGGAAAAACCUAAUACGUGUAGUGUGUGUGGAAAAGCUUUUUCUUGCAAUUCAAACCUUAAAGCCCAUCAGAGAAUCCACACAGGGGAGAAACCUUAUAAAUGUAGUGAGUGUGGAAAAGCUUUUUCUAAACGGUCAAGCCUAAUCACACAUCAGAGAAUCCACACAGGGGAUAAACUGUAUUAA